UCAGCCGUACAAGGGUGAUUUUAUCCACUGGCUGCAAAGUGAUCAAAAUCUUCACAGUAAACCCUGUCUUAACAGAUCAACACUAAAGAUUGUGAUUGUCUUAAUCUAGAUGAGUGUUUUAACUCAAAUUUGACAAAACUGUAAAUUGAGUUGAUUUAACUCCAGCUUGGCCAGGCCAAGACUCUACUUCAGUCUUAACUGCCUAGUAGCUUAACUUGACUUAAGUUCCAGUUUUAACUGACUCUGUUACAACACUGCAAUAAUGUGGAAAUUACCGAAGCUUUUGUGCUGGAAGUCAGAAGCUAAAGGAGUGGCCUAAGGAUAAGACAUUGCAAUAAAGGCAGGUGUACAAAAGUUCCUGUCUGUCUCUCAUCUUAGUAGCUCUGUCUAAACCUCACCAUGGAAACAACUCUCAUAUGGAUCUUUACCCUGUUGGUCUCACUUGGUCCUGCUGUUUCCUUCCUCACCGCUCAGGUCCUUUGCUGUAUUGCUGUGUUUCAGUGGAGGACAGUGCUCCGCUGGACGGAGUCAAAGAAUAUGAAGUGGUGAGACCCCUCAGACUUCACACACAACACAAGAGAGACACAGAGAUGUCACGGCCAGAUGUUGUGAAAUACAGGAUGCAAGUGGAAGGAAGGGAUAUUGUGAUGCAUCUUGAAAAGAACGAGGGCCUGUUAACCAAGGACUACUCUGAGACGCAUUACACUGAUGAUGGAGAGAUAAUUACCACAGCCCCACAAGAUAUGGAUCACUGCUACUACCAUGGACACAUACAGAAUGACAGUAGCUCUGUGAUUAGCAUCAGUACCUGUGAUGGGCUAAGAGGUUAUUUCCAGACUGCAGGCCAGCGUUAUCUGAUAGAGCCCCUGUCUGAGGAAGACACCGGUGACCAUGCUGUCCUGAAGUAUGAGAGUCUGAACGAGACACCAGCAGUCUGUGGAGUGACCAACACCAGCUGGGAUGAUGGCCUCCCUUCCAUCAGUAAAGUGCACUCCAGAGGUUCGGGGCCUACUCUCAUGCAACAACAGAAAUACAUUGAACUUUUCUUGGUUGCUGACAACAGAGAGUUCAACAAAAUGGAGCGUAACAUGAAUAAACUGAGGAAGAGGGUGUUUGAGAUAAUCAACUUCGCCAACAUGGCAUAUCGGCCACAGAAUACCUUCAUUGCUCUGACUGGGCUGGAGGUGUGGACUGACCAGGACAAGAUUAGUGUGACCGAACCAGCAGGACAAACUCUGGACCAGUUCACCAGCUGGAGGAACUCUCAACUGGUAAAGAGCAAGAAGCACGACAACGCCCAGCUUCUAACUGCAAUAGACUUUGAAGGUUCUACAGUGGGAUUAGCUUUUGUAGCGACCCUGUGCUCUAGCCAUUCAACUGGAGUUAUCCAGGACCACUCUCCAAAUGCCAUUGCUGUUGGGGCAACCAUAACGCAUGAGAUGGGGCAUAACCUGGGCAUGAACCACGACACCAGUUCCUGUGUCUGCAAGGACUCCUCCUGCAUCAUGGCAGCUGCCCUUAGUCAUUCCAUUCCGAAACACUUCAGCAGCUGCAGUGACACGAGCUACGAGAAGUUCCUGAACAACCGAAAUGCAGAAUGUCUUUUAGACAAACCGGACCAGCAGGCUCUCAUUUCUGAUCCAGUGUGUGGCAACGGCUUUGUGGAGAAGGGCGAGCAGUGUGACUGUGGCCCAGUGGAGGUAAUAAAAAUAAUAAUUCCUAUUUUGUCAGCGGCUUACGAAUGCAGAGCCAAGAAAGACGAGUGCGAUUUGGCGGAAUACUGCACAGGCCAAUCUCAGUGGUGCCCAGAGGAUGUGUUCACUGUCAAUGGGAUUUUGUCAGCGGCUUACGAAUGCAGAGCCAAGAAAGACGAGUGCGAUUUGGCGGAAUACUGCACAGGCCAAUCUCAGUGGUGCCCAGAGGAUGUGUUCACUGUCAAUGGGGUGCCGUGCAAGCGAGGUCAAGGGUACUGUUACAAUGGGCAGUGCCCACUCUUCUCAGACCAGUGUCAGAGGAUCUGGGGGACAGAUGCAAAAGUGGGGAACGAUUUAUGCUACAAUGCGAACACACAUGGUGUGUACUACGGCUACUGCAGACGUGUCUCGGGGAGUUAUGUGAGAUGCCAGAAUAAAGAUGUGAAAUGUGGAAGGUUAUUUUGCACUGGGGGCAAUGACAACCCUGCGAUAGGAAGACUGGUUCUUUUUAACAACUGCAAAGGUACACUUUUCGGGGAUGACGAAGACGAUCUGGGACAGGUAGCAACAGGCACCAUUUGUGGAAAUGGUCAGGUCUGCAGCAAUAAUGAAUGUUUGGAUGUCGAAAGUGCCUACAAAUCUGCCAACUGCUCAGCCAAAUGUAAAGGCCAUGGGGUCUGCAAUCACAGACUGGAGUGCCAGUGUGAAUCAGGUUGGUUGCCCCCAAACUGUGACAAGAAAGCUGCUAAUGAGACGUCUCCAGGAGUCACAGCUGCUGUUGUAAUUAUCUGCAUUGUAGUCCUGAUCGUCAUCUUCAUCAUCAUUGUGUUCAUCCGGCGCAAAAAGAAGUACACAAGUCCAUUCAGAUCUCAAUCCCACCUGAAGACCACUGGAGUGACCAACCCAAGCUUUUUAAGGGACAGACAGCAGACGACUUCAGAUUUUCAGGUCACUGUGCACCCAGUGAGAGCAGCACCUAGCCCUCCCUCUGCUGCUAACAAGCCAGUCGUGCCACCCCCUCCUGUGACCUCAAAACCCCCGACAACUGCACCUCCUUUUGUGACAACCUAUAACAACAAGGCCAGAGCUCCACCUCCUUCUGCACCAGCCUCUAGCAACAAGCCAAGAGCCAUACCCCCUCCUCGCCCAGUUGUCACCAAUGCUGUGCCGGUCCAGGUGAAGACUCGUCCUCCUCCAGUGCCCACUGCUAAACCAGGACAUUUUCCUGUUGAUGCCAGAGCAGCUCUUAAACCUGUGAAUAACCCACGACUGUGAGGCCUCUUUAUGCAGAGGGAAGUCAGCCUACAACACCCCAGUUAUAUUAACCUUUGCCACCACUACAGAAAGCUCUGGGAACUUUUAGUAGCUGAUUGCACAUCUCUGAUCUCUGCCUUGAGUGCCUGUGCUGGUCAGAAGGGUCUGACUUCUUACACUGCCUUUGGUUGAAUGAGCCCUGUGAGAUUUUAGGGUGUUAAUGUGUAAAAACAUUUGGUUAUUAAAAAAACACAGGCUGUAGCUUUUAUUACAGUAUCACUGUUCAUAUUUAUUUCU
Lepisosteus oculatus (spotted gar) is the source of this 3245-nucleotide messenger RNA. The record is from RefSeq and is a predicted model, not a curated record. Lineage: Eukaryota; Metazoa; Chordata; Actinopteri; Semionotiformes; Lepisosteidae.